Messenger RNA from Hemicordylus capensis (graceful crag lizard), 3304 nucleotides. It is a transcript of the gene TRABD2B, whose product is annotated as TraB domain containing 2B. Gene Ontology annotation, biological process: negative regulation of Wnt signaling pathway. Gene Ontology annotation, molecular function: metalloendopeptidase activity; Wnt-protein binding. Gene Ontology annotation, cellular component: organelle membrane. The record is from RefSeq and is a predicted model, not a curated record. Bases 163 to 1737 code for a protein of 524 amino acids. The transcript has 7 exons. NCBI's taxonomy places the organism in Eukaryota, Metazoa, Chordata, Lepidosauria, Squamata, Cordylidae.
UUUGGCAGGCUAAGAAGGACUGCGGCUGCCAACUCCUCGCUUUUUGCACUUGUCAGAUGCGGACGGGACUGAGGCCGGCCGGGAUCAAGACACCCAAAGCAAGACCGGGCGGAGAGUUACUUCCAAGCCAGCCGGCAAGGCGGGUCCCCCGGGAGGAACAGGAUGCAGCCCCACCUGGCGCUGAUGUGCUUUGUAUUCGGGGGCUUUCUGCCGGCGUCGGCUCGCCCAGAGCCCAGGAGGCGGCAGCAGAUGGACCCAGGGCGGUGUGAGCUGCCCCGAUCGCAAAAAGACUUGAACUCUUUCCUCUGGACAAUCCAGAGGGACCCUCCUGCCUAUCUGUUUGGUACCAUCCAUGUGCCUUACACGCGCGUGUGGGAUUUUGUCCCUGAAAACUCCAAGUCUGCUUUCCAAGCCAGCUCCAAUGUGUACUUUGAGCUGGACCUCACUGAUCCCUACACCAUCUCAGGCCUGGCCAGCUGUCAACUGCUACCCCAUGGGGAAAACCUGCAAGAUGUGCUUCCUCGGGAUCUUUACCACCGCCUCAAGCGCCACCUUGAGUAUGUCAAGCUGAUGCUCCCUCACUGGAUGACCCCAGAUCAACGGGGCAAAGGUCUCUAUGCUGAUUACCUCUUCAAUGCCAUUGCUGGAAACUGGGAGCGCAAAAGACCUGUCUGGGUGAUGCUAAUGGUCAACUCCCUGACGGAGACAGACAUCCGUUCCAGGGGGGUGCCAGUCCUGGACCUUUACCUGGCCCAGGAGGCUGAGAGAAUGAAGAAAAGGACAGGAGCUGUGGAGAGGGUGGAAGAGCAAUGCCAUCCUUUGAAUGGGCUAAACUUCUCCCAGGUGCUGUUUGCUUUGAAUCAAACGUUGUUGCAACAUGAAAGUCUCCGAGCAGGCAGCUUGCAGGCCCCAUAUACCACUGAAGAUCUCAUCAAGCACUACAACUGUGGAGACCUCAAUGCUGUCAUAUUCAAUCAUGAUACUUCACAGCUCCCUAACUUCAUCAAUACAACUCUUCCUCCACACGAGCAGGUUACAGCACAAGAGAUUGACAGCUACUUCCGACAGGAACUCAUAUACAAGAGGAAUGAGAGAAUGGGGAAAAGAGUGAUGACUCUUUUAAGAGAGAAGACGGACAAGAGUUUCUUCUUUGCCUUUGGAGCAGGUCACUUCCUGGGUAACAACACUGUUAUUGAUGUGCUGAGACAAGCUGGAUUUGAAGUGGAGCAUAUACCAGCAGGACAAGCAGUUGAAAAGUCCAAGAUUAACAUCAAUCCACCUUCCAGGGACUCCUCACCAACAGUGGCACCUGCUCUCCAUUUUUUGGAACAUGUGCCACCAUCUACUUCUUCUAUGAUUCCUCAGUCCAGUGAGGAAGACAGCCUGCCUCCACACCUUCUACUGCCAGACAGCAUCAGUCAACUGGAGGAGUUUGGACGGCAGAAGAAAUGGCAUAAGAAGCAAUACAAAAACCAUCGCCAAAGACAGUUCAAUGAUCUCUGGGUCCGGAUAGAAGAUGGCACAACGACGAUGCCCUCUCAUCUCAGGAUAACAAAUGGUUACAUCUCAGUCAACCCAUCCAUUUGGUUUUCAAACCAUCUGGACCAGCAGCCAGACCUCACAUUGCGCCAUCAUCUCAAAAGCUCAGCCAUAAGCAGCACCAGAGUAUCACUUUUAACUGCUUCUGUCUGUGUGGCAAUGGCAUCUUUUCUGUCCAACCUAUUGAAUCCUUCCUGACCAAAAUGAGGAUUCUUAAGUGCAAUAUCCAAAAGAGAGAAGAAGAAAGAGAGAUGACUUUUCAGCAGCCAACAAAUGUUUUCAAUGAAUGGUUUCACCUGGGCCUUGAAAGCAAAGGAAUGAUAGCACCUCUUCUAGCAAGAGGUAUAUAUCUCUCUUACCCAGAUAUGAUUUUAAAACUCUAAAGCUUUAUUUUGUACACUGACUUACAUCUUCUUUUUGUAGAAGGAUCUUUAUUUCCCAUACUGCUAUGGGGUUUUGUAAAAUAUAUGUGUUCAUACAAAAAGAAAGAAAAAAAUAGUGUAUUUAUUCAACUGGUAAACUUAUUUUUGUUGUUGCAAAAUCUUAAUAUCUUUGUUCAACAGUAGUGAGAAAGGAUAAAUUAAUAUUUUAUAUAUUCCUUUUCAACUAAUAAUAGUUGGAUUUCAUAAUUCGGUAAAGUAGCAUAAUACUGUGGGCUUUUCAAUUCAGAAUUCUUUCCUAAAUCACAAUGUCAAGGGCUCUUCUUAAAUCUUAAACAAUGUGGGAUGAAAUUGUGAGAUUUCAACUUUCCACUUUUAUUUGUAGUUCUCAUAGCGGCAGCAACACUAAGAAAAGGAAAGGGGGCGGGACAUUCAUAUGACUCCAGAGAAGAAAUGGGAAUGUUGGUCAAUAAUGAGGGCCAGAAGACUAUAGUUAAUUUGUUGUAAGGUGGUAGGUGCCUAAAUAUCACUCUUGGACAUGUUACCCUUCUGGAAUGUGUGUCUGGUGUUGUCCCCAAAUGUGGGGGGAAAUUGCAUCUGCCCUGAAAUGGGCUUGGAAAUAAUGAAAUGAAUUUUUUUCCCCUAUUUGCUUUCUGACUUCUGAAACAUUGGCACAUAUCAUAUCACUUCAUGAUUUAUGUGGAAAUAUGUUUUCUUUAAAAAUGAAAUGAAAACUGGGAUUAUUGACAGAAACCAGAAUUGACUAUGGACAUUCACAUGGAAUGCCAACCCAUGGUCUGGCGCUACAUGAAUAAGCGUUGUACUUCUGAGUUCUUUCCUCCCCCUGCCUUUCCCAUCAUGUAUUUGGAUUCAUUUAUAUCAUUCAUCUUUAGCACAGACUACAGUUUUCAUUUUCACUUCUUAAAAUAGUACCAAACCAUGAUCUGGCGUUGCACCUAAUCCAGACCUAUAUGAAAGGGUCCAGCAAGCCUUAUGGCCCCUAAUCCUGCCCUAAAAUCUCACUUUAAAGAAACAAAAUCAGUUGCUCUAAUUCAACAUUCAUAUGUGGAAGAAGGCUUCUGUGCAUAGUUGCCUCAUUGGAUAUGCAGAUCAUUAUGGUAUAAUUUUUUUAAAAAAUACCUGCAUGCAUGAUUAUCCUUUAUGUAUUUCUUUGUCCCCUUAUAGGGGAUCACAUCCCACAAUAGAUAGCAGACAUAAGCACUCUUCAGGCAUUAUAUUACUGUGUACACUCUCAGCUAGGGAUAUGCAUGAAUCGAGGUCUGUGCUCAGAUUCGGCACUUUUAAAGGUGAGAGCAGGUCCUUAGCUAGGGAUGUGCAUGGAACAGUGGUGGGGUGGCUUGACGCCAGGGGGUGCCACUUUAAGG